AGUGUUGCAAUGCUAAGUUGACACCAUGGACCGUACUGAGCCCUCACCAAGCAUGCCACAUAUCCUAGAAGAAAGGAACAGUGUUAAAUUGUCCUUUAACCAGUGCACACCUCCAUCACAAGGUGUUGUCCUUAAAAAGCGUCGCUUCCGGCAUACUCUUCUGUCUGCUAGGAGUAAGAAUACAAAAAGGAUGGGCAGCAAUGACAAUGAUGAGAUGGAAAAUCCUGAGACGAACUCGUUAUCUCUCAUGAGUGAAGCAGGCCCGGUUGUUAAACCUAAGAGUUCCAACUCGGAAGAACCGACAUCUUAUGUGGGUGCACAGCCUCUGCUCAGAGUUUCACGAAAGUAUCGCAUGAGGGACCAGUAUGGAUACCUUUUGGGAAAAAAAGAACACAUGGCAAGGGCACCAGCCUCCGCCACAUUGUUACCUGCAUCACGUAUGGAAGGGUGUAGCAAGCUUACUCUCAAUGUCAGACGUCUUAAACUUGGAACACUAAACAUGAUUUUCAGAGGGCCUGUCACAUUUUCAAUGGAUUAUAUUGAGAUUACAAAUGAAGUGCGAAUUGAGGCAUUAGAGCUCACCAGCUGUGAAUGGUGCAAGGGAUAUCACCUGCCUGCUCUGUUUCUGCAAAUGACUGAUGCAGCAUGUUGCCGUCUGAGAGAGCAGCUUGCCUUGUCUACAGAUAUGGGGACAUGGGAUGGCUGUCAGAGCACUAAUCAAGAAAAAUACCUCCUCAUUAUCUUUGAGCGUGUGCCAACGGUGGUGGAGGAGGCUACACUAGAAGAAAUAUUCACAGAAAUUGGCAAGCUUAAGCAUCUUAGCAUCUUAGUCAAACUCACAUGUGAGGAAGCCAAUGACAGACUAAUGGCACAUAAACAUUCUCAGAAGGAAUUAUUCUCAGGCCCCUUCUCUCCCACUAAUGUUCAGAAUGAGGUAACAACGCUGAGUGUCCCAGACAGUGAAGCUGAUGAUGAUGACCUGAUGGAGUGCCCAUCCUCACACACUCAAUUAACCAAAGCACUGGUCAUAUACCCACCUCCCCCAGCUAAGGGUGGCUUUUCCAUCACCACGGAAGACCUCUGUUGUCUUGAUGAAGGCGAAUUCCUAAAUGAUGUGAUAAUGGAUUUCUAUUUGAAAUAUUUGGUCUGUGAGACGUUAAAGGAGGAGGAUGCCAACAGGUAUCAUGUGUUCAGCUCCUUCUUCUACAAGAGUCUCACUCAGAAUGACAUGCAGGAGGAUCCAGAUAGUACAAGUUUAUCCAUUCAAGAGAGGAGGCAUAAACGGGUGAGAACGUGGACCAGGCAUUUGGAUCUUUUCAAAAAGGACUUCAUUUUUGUCCCGAUUAAUCAGUCGGCUCACUGGUACCUGGCUGUUAUCUGCUUCCCGGGCCGAGCUUCACAAUGCUCCAUCAUGGAUCCUUGUGAGAAUAAGAACGAGGAGAACUCGAUAGUGUUUAUUUCCAGCUCACCUUUUUCAAACCCCAUGUCACUUUUCUACAAACACCAAACAUCUGAGCAGGUUUCCAAGUGGAGUGCAUCUGAAGGUGUGAUGGAUGAGGGGUUCUGUCUUGUUUCAGAUGAUGACCUAGAUGAGCAGUGUAAUGGAAGCAGCAGAUAUGCAUUCAAAAUAAGUGAUACUACUUAUAAACCGCCCUGUAUUCUCAUUAUGGAUUCUCUCAGCUGUGGUGCCAAACCUACAGUGGUGCAAGUACUACAAGAGUAUUUGGAGAUGGAGUGGCGAGUGAGAAAGGGCUCGUUGUGGAGUUUUGAGAAACGACCCAUGAAGGGAUGGAGUGUGCAGGUCCCACAGCAGGAUAAUCAUACUGACUGUGGAGUUUAUGUUUUGCAGUAUGUGGAAAGCUUUAUCACAAACCCACCAAGGACUUUCAAUCCUGCCAUGGAUCUGAGGGACUGGUUUCCACAGAAGCUUGUGAAAAAAAAGAGGGAAAGAAUCAAAAGGCUUAUUUUUAGGCUCCACCAGCAACAGCAAGCUGAAUUAGGAGAAUGAGCGCCUCCUAGAGAUUCUCUUCGAUAAUUCAAACCUAACUCCAAUUCAGGCACUUAGCCCAGCUUUCAAAUGUCUGUUAUGAUUGAAUGCUUUUUGUUUUCUGUAUUUAGACAAAGAACACAUUUGUUUGUAAAUACUGUGUAAACAGUAUAUAGCAAAAUAAAGUAUUUA
Messenger RNA from Ictalurus furcatus (blue catfish), 2179 nucleotides. RefSeq names its product SUMO specific peptidase 6b (gene senp6b). NCBI's taxonomy places the organism in Eukaryota, Metazoa, Chordata, Actinopteri, Siluriformes, Ictaluridae. Gene Ontology annotation, molecular function: SUMO-specific endopeptidase activity. Gene Ontology annotation, cellular component: cytoplasm; nucleus. Gene Ontology annotation, biological process: protein desumoylation; regulation of spindle assembly; regulation of kinetochore assembly. The coding region runs from base 26 to 2008 and encodes 660 amino acids. The transcript has 18 exons. The record is from RefSeq and is a predicted model, not a curated record.